This is a messenger RNA of Fusarium venenatum, 1917 nucleotides long. RefSeq lists its product as uncharacterized. Gene Ontology annotation, cellular component: cytosol; peroxisomal membrane. Gene Ontology annotation, molecular function: protein binding. Gene Ontology annotation, biological process: protein import into peroxisome matrix, docking. NCBI's taxonomy places the organism in Eukaryota, Fungi, Ascomycota, Sordariomycetes, Hypocreales, Nectriaceae. The record is from RefSeq and is a predicted model, not a curated record.
AUGUCGUUUAUGGGUGGCGCUGAAUGUUCGACAUCUGGAAACCCUCUUAGCCAGCUUCACAAGCAUACUCAAAACGAUAGGACCCUUCAGCAAGACCGCCUUGUUGGUCGAGGCCCUGGUGGACAACUCAAUGGGUUUCGCAGCCAGAGCGCGAAUGCGCCUCAAGAUGAGAUGAUGAAUGGAUUUCUCAACCAGGGCCCGAGCCUUCAGCAGGAAUUCCCCAUGCAGCCGGGCCAGAUGGGCCCUCUUAACCCAGCCCAGUCCCAUAUGCGAGCUAGCUCAGCGUCGCCAACAUGGGCGCACGACUUCAACGGCCAGCCAGCGAUGGAAUCGGCUUUCCAGCCGCCUUCUGCUGCACAGGCGCAUUUCAACGCUGACGAGUUUGCCCGAUUCCAACAGCUUAACGCACAAGGUUCCUCGGCGAGAGCAAGCCCCAUGCAGAGCAACGUUUCCAGCCAGAUGAACCAACAACGACCCAUGAUGGGGGGCAUGAUGAACCGACCGAUGGGCUACUCUCCCAUGUUCCAGCCAAUGUACCAGAACCAGCAGCCUAUGCAGCAACACCAACCACAGCAGCAAGAUGCUAAGGGUAAGGGCCGGCUCGUGGAACUUGAUGACCACAAGUGGGAGGAGCAAUUUGCUUCGAUGGAGCUCCAAGACAAUGCCAAGGAACAAGAAGAGGCAAAUGUUGCAGAGCGUGAGCUCAAUGAAAUGGACAAAGGCUUGACGUCCGAAACCAAUGAGUACGGUGAUUUUGAAUCUAUUUGGAAAGGAAUACAAGCUGAGACGUCUGCUGCUAGACAAGACUUUGACCAGUUCGACAGCGAAUGGAACAACAACAUGAUGCCCGAUUUCGAAGGUAUGGGCGACUGGGGCCGCCUCGGUGACCCGGCCGUGGAAACCUAUUUGUUCGAACAAGACAACUUCUUCCGCGAUGAAAAGAACGCUUUCGAGGAGGGCGUGCGCAUUAUGAAAGAAGGUGGUAAUCUUUCUCUGGCUGCCCUGGCCUUUGAGUCCGCUGUUCAACAAAACCCCGACCACACCGAGGCCUGGGUAUACUUGGGAACGGCUCAGGCACAGAACGAGAAGGAAACGGCAGCUAUCCGAGCUCUUGAACAAGCGCUCAAGCAGGAUCCUAACAACCUAGCAGCCUUGAUGGGUUUGGCUGUAUCGUAUACUAACGAAGGUUACGACAGCACCGCAUACCGAACCCUUGAACGAUGGUUGUCAGUCAAAUACCCUAAUAUUCUUAACCCCAAGGACCUGCAUCCUCCCGCAGAAAUGGGCUUCACAGACCGCCAACAGCUGCAUGACAAAGUGACAAAUCUUUUCAUCAAAGCGGCACAGCUGAGCCCCGACGGCGAGCAUAUGGACCCUGACGUACAAGUUGGCCUUGGUGUUCUUUUCUACGGUGCAGAGGAUUAUGACAAGGCAGUCGAUUGCUUCCAGUCAGCUCUUCAUUCCUCGGAAGCUGGUACGUCCAACCAGCAAGAACAGCUCCAUCUCCUCUGGAACCGUCUUGGCGCUACGCUGGCCAACAGCGGACGUUCCGAGGAAGCCAUUGCGGCAUACCAAGAGGCGCUCGCCAUGGCUCCUAAUUUCGUGCGCGCUCGUUACAACCUGGGUGUCAGCUGCAUCAACAUCCACUGCCACCACGAAGCUGCCUGUCACUUCCUGGCCGCAUUGGAGAUGCACAAGGCUAUUGAGAAGUCGGGCCGCAGCAAAGCAUACGAGAUUCUGGGCGAUAACGCUUCUGGGGUCGAUGAGACACUUGACCGUAUGUCGGCGCAGAACAGGAGCAGCACCUUAUAUGACACCCUCAGACGUGUCUUUACACAGAUGGGCCGGCGGGAUCUGGCGGAGAAGACCAUUGCGGGCGUAGAUCCAGACGUGUUCAGACCAGAGUUUGAAUUUUAA